UGAGUUUUUUUGCAUAAUUAGUAUAUAUAUAUUAGUUUAUAAUAGACUUCCGGACAGUACAGUCGUGUGUAAAAUGAAGUCAACUUUUGAGGUGUGCUUGCUGGUGUGGGGAUGUCUAGGACUGAGUACCAAUUUCCAGAGCGCAAUUGGAACUUCGACAGAUAAAGAACCCGUGGAUUGUUACACUAAGAAGGGAGUGGGUCAAUGUGUGGAAUCUUCGAAAUGCAAUCAAGUGGACUUGGAAAAAUAUGACGUUUAUAGAACUUUGCCCUGCCAUGACGGGAAGAUAUGCUGUCCCCUGAACAAAACACUAACGACGACGCUGGCACCACCAGUAACCAAAAGCAAUGGUUGUGGGUAUAGCACCUCAUUACCAUUCGUCGUCCCGAAGAAGUCCACCCAUGCUGACUUCGGAGAGUAUCCUUGGAUGGUGGCAUUACUAAGCAAAAAUCAAUCUACACCAGAUUGGAGACAAAGAGACUAUUUGGGUGGUGGUUCGAUGAUUCACAAAUCGGUUGUGAUAACUGCAGCACAUAAAGUUCAUUCGCUGAAUGCAAGUCAGGUAAAGUGUCGUGCUGGUGAAUGGGAUACGAAAACUUCUAACGAGGCGUACCCACACCAGGAACGUGAUGUUAAGACUAUAGUGAUACAUUCAAAUUAUGACAGAAAUCAGUUGAAAAACAACGUGGCAUUGAUAAUAAUGCAAACGCCAUUCGAUCUGACCGUACCUCACAUUGGUACCGCGUGUUUGGAAAGCACAAUGCCCCCACCUGGGACCGAAUGCCUCAGCAUGGCGUGGGGCCACAAGGAUUUUAAAAAGGACGAGCCUGCUGUCAUUUUGAAAAAAAUAUCUUCACCUCUAUUGGACAAGUCUGUGUGUGAAAAUGCCUUCCGACCUAUUUUAGGAUCUGCGUAUAAUAUGGACGACUCCAUGACAUGCUCAGGACAAGUUAUUGGUUUGAGUAAUUGUAUGGGAGAUGGUGGAUCCCCACUUAUAUGCCAUAUACCCUCAUCCAAAGGUACUCGGUACUCUGUGGUGGGAUUGGUCGUUUUGGGACACAGAUGUGGUGCUAAUUGUAUACCGAUCGCCUUCACGAAGAUACCACAUGUGUACAACUGGAUCGACGAUACUAUGAAGACAUACAAUUAUGAUACUACUUCCUUCAAAUACUAAACUAAAAUAUAUGUUUA
Pieris rapae (cabbage white) is the source of this 1191-nucleotide messenger RNA. RefSeq names its product phenoloxidase-activating factor 2. Bases 74 to 1174 code for a protein of 366 amino acids. Gene Ontology annotation, molecular function: serine-type endopeptidase activity. The transcript has 9 exons. Gene Ontology annotation, biological process: proteolysis. The record is from RefSeq and is a predicted model, not a curated record. NCBI's taxonomy places the organism in Eukaryota, Metazoa, Arthropoda, Insecta, Lepidoptera, Pieridae.